AGCUGCUCAACAAUGACAUAACCGCAUCGAUUUUGUGCAGAAAACAUGCACUGUUUUGUAAUCUAGUUAAAAGUUUGAAUUUUUCACUGAAAAUUCCCAAUUAUUUCCUUCAAACACAAUGAAUCAUUUGUGCAAAUCAUUCUCCAAGCUUUAUUUGCAACCAUCUUCCCGGGUGGCCGCAGUAAGUCGCCUGCUUUCAUCGAAUCCCUGCCUGCUGCAAAGUUCUGCUGCCGAAACGGAGAAGAUUGUCGUGCCCCGGCGGAUAGAGCGAGGACCCACGGAUGUUCUGAAUGCCCUUUCCAGCACGGUAGGAUUUGACCCGACCGCUGCACACUUCAAGUACCACGAUGACCCCUAUCUGAUUCCGACAUCCAAUGUGGCGAAGAAGACCUACGCGAUGGCUCAGGAAUCCGGCCGGAAGGCAGCCCUUUGGAUCCGGCAGGAGAACGCGAAACUUUUCCAGCAUAAAGAAGCUGACCCACCCGUUCCUGCUUUCAUACCCACCAUGGUUUACACCGAGGAGAGCAAAGUGGAAGUAACCGAUCUGGAGAAAUUGAUCGAAAAUGUCGACGUAAAGGAUGCCGUUUUAGUAUACAAUCUGUUGAAGAAAAGCAAGAUCGACGUAAGCCCGGAACUGAAACAAUCGUUGAUGGAAUUGUUGUGCUUCUUCAACCAUGAGGAGUCGCUACCGGAGGAAUUCAUCGAGGAACGGUGGUUCCGGCAGGGCGUAACGGAGAAGGGUCGCCAAAGAAAAACCUGGAAAGAUUUUGAGCUGGCGGAACAGAUUUUCCACGAGAUUGAAUACAAGAAGCCCGAGCACUACUGUGCGCUGAUUCGCGGCAUGGCCAAGUACUUCCAGGUGGAAAAAGCAUGGGCUCUAUAUCAAGAGACGAUUGAGAAAGGAAUCUUAUUGGAUACGAACACCUUCAACAGCUUGCUCCAGAUCGCUUCAUUCUUGAAAGAGAGCUACGAAAUGAGAUGGGAUUUGGUUUGCGAAGUUUUAACUACAAUGAAAAACCAAGGUCUAAAGCCCAACAUUGGAACGAUGAACGCUAUUCUGCAGACCAUAACGACCAUCGGAGGCUAUAACCAUCCGAGAACCUAUGCUCUGAAGACACUGUCGGAGUUCAAAAAACUCGGAAUCGAACCGUCCUUGGCCAGCUGGUACUACAUGUUGGCAAUUUUCUGUCGGGAACGCGGUCCUACGAGCCACAUCCUACACGACAUUAUGAACGAGAUCGAAAACAAGGAGUUCCAGAUUCAAGAUCCCAAAGAUACUUUCUUUUUCGUUACCGCCAUGGAUGUUUGUCGCCACCAUCUGCACGAUAAAGAUCUUGCAAAACGAGUGAAUAACUUGCUUCACUUUAAGGACAAUUACAAUCUAAUAGGAGACUCGUAUAAAGAGUCAAUCUACUACCGAAACUACUUUACAAUCCUCUGCAACACUGAGCCGCUGGAAACAUUCAUGGAAACCUACAAUUUGCUCGUCCCGAAUGUCUACAUUCCGGAGCCAUCUGUGAUGGAGGAUAUUCUCAAGUCGAUAGACGUAAACUGUGCCUCGGAUCACCUCCCUCAGAUAUGGUCGCACAUGAUCCAAUUCGAUCAUACCGGUCGUGAAAACCUGCUGAACCUAAUUCUGCAAAUAAUGAUCGCUAACCCACCGCAAAGCGAAGAACUUAACGAUAAGUUUACCGCGAUAGCGUGGGAUAUGUACAGUCGGCUGGAGGAACAACUUGCUGCUGGCAGUGGCCGCAACCAACGGACCGGAUUCUCUGGUGCUCUACUUGGAGACAUUCUCACCAUCUGUUGUCGCGUAAAGAAUUUCGAAAAGGCGCAAACUCUGUUCGAGAAAAUAAACAACGAACAGAAUUCGAUCGUCGGCGAUCCCAAAGUGAUGGCUAUGAGAGCAUUUAUUGAGCUGUGCAUCGAAGAGAAGAAACCCAGCCUGGCUAUCAAUUGCUUGCAAUACUGUGCGGAGAAUGGCUUCCCGGAGAGUGCCGAAUUCGCACGACUCAUCCACGGUUCGAUGACGCUGAACGAGGCGCACUUGGAGAAGAUCAAGCGUUAUGUAGGGGCGGAUGUUCUGAAGCCAACGAAGAGUGCCGAAGAUGCGGGUAAGUGAUAAUUUCUCUUUGUGUAGAUUGGGAAAUAGAUGAAUGAUGUUUUGAGUCAGUUAAA
Messenger RNA from Aedes aegypti (yellow fever mosquito), 2178 nucleotides. Its product is annotated as protein PTCD3 homolog, mitochondrial. Gene Ontology annotation, molecular function: ribosomal small subunit binding; protein binding; rRNA binding. Gene Ontology annotation, biological process: mitochondrial translation. Gene Ontology annotation, cellular component: mitochondrion. Bases 119 to 2122 code for a protein of 667 amino acids. The transcript has 3 exons. NCBI's taxonomy places the organism in Eukaryota, Metazoa, Arthropoda, Insecta, Diptera, Culicidae. The record is from RefSeq and is a predicted model, not a curated record.